AUGGACAUGGUGCACACGUACGUGCCGAUCUCUCCGGUAACCACUCUUCGUCAGAUCCGCACCUCGACGUUCUCUGCACUCUUGCAAUCUUCACCUAGCCCCUUGCUGCUUCGUCCAGGGAUCAUUAAGCGCGUGCCAGGGGAGGCCACCGCGGCGGAGGUGAGCCCGGUGGUGCGGGUUCUGGACGAGCUGAAGGCCUCUCACAGUGCCAGCGGCGGGUCGGAGCAGGAUUUCGACGGACUCGUCUCUCUGCUUGAUGAGUUGCGCGGCCUGUGCAGCUUCGGCGAGGGUUCAGAGAAUGCAGGGAUCGCGGUACGGAAUGGCAUCGUGGAGGCGCUCGUUGCCCUGUGCGCGUCCGCUCGGGUUCAACAGGAGAGGUUGCUUGCAUCGGCCUUGAAGACGCUGAGCUCCGUGCUCCGUGGUAUGACAUUGGUGUGCUUGCGGGUCUUUUGA
This is a messenger RNA of Miscanthus lutarioriparius, 453 nucleotides long. NCBI's taxonomy places the organism in Eukaryota, Viridiplantae, Streptophyta, Magnoliopsida, Poales, Poaceae. The record is from the annotation of a GenBank genome assembly.